Messenger RNA from Lactuca virosa, 2229 nucleotides. The record is from the annotation of a GenBank genome assembly. NCBI's taxonomy places the organism in Eukaryota, Viridiplantae, Streptophyta, Magnoliopsida, Asterales, Asteraceae.
CACCAACUGAUCAUCUCUUCAAUGGCAAUCCAAGUACUCUUUGUCAUCUUAAAUCUAUGCUUCCUUCUGCUGCUUCUGCCUACAACAAUUCACACUGAAUCUGACCACAAUCGAAAGGUAUUCGUGGUGUAUAUGGGCCACAACACUCUAGACGAUGCAGCUUCCUCCUCCCUUCACUUGAGCAUGCUACAACAAGUUAUUGGCAGGGAUGCAAGGAAGCACAUGCUCCAAAGAUACACUAAAAGCUUCCACGGAUUUUCUGCAAGACUUACCGAAGAGGAGGCUAAGAAACUGUCAGGGAUGGAGGGGGUUGUUUCUGUGUUUCCUAGCAAAUUGAGCCAACUGGAAACAACGAGUUCUUGGGACUUCUUAGGUUUCCCAAUUACAGCAAAAAGAUCAACAACGGAAAGUGAUAUCAUAAUCGGAGUUUUUGACUCGGGCAUAUGGCCUGAAUCAGCCAGUUUAACUGACUUAGGAUAUGGUCCUCCUCCUGCUAAAUGGAAGGGCAUUUGCCAAGGCAAUUUUACUUGCAACAACAAAAUAAUUGGAGCUCGAUACUUCAAGGCAGAUGGAAUAUACGAUUCUACAGAACUCCAAUCACCAAGAGACUCUGAUGGUCAUGGAACACACACUGCAUCCACAGCUGCAGGAAACGUAGUGACAGAUGCCAAUCAUCUUGGCCUCAACACAGGAACAGCUCGAGGGGGUGUGCCCGGAGCCAGGAUCGCAGUAUAUAAGGUGUGCUGGAUAGAGGGCUGUAGUAGUGAGGACAUACUUUCAGCUUUUGACGCUGCCAUUGCUGAUGGUGUUGACAUAAUAAGCGUUUCUGUUGGCUUAAGAGUUGCUGAAGAGCUUUUCACUAAUCCUUUUGCUAUCGGUUCCUUUCAUGCUAUGAAGAAGGGAAUAUUGACUGUACAAUCUGCAAACAAUCAAGGCCCAAUGCCGCAGACCACUGGUAGUAUCGCUCCAUGGAUUCUUUCGGUGGCUGCUAGCACUAAAGAUACAGAUUUGAUGACCCCAGUAAGACUCGGCAAUGGUGUGGUUGUUGAUGGAGUUUCAAUAAAUCCAUUCACACUUGAUGGAAUGUAUCCACUGAUUUAUGCCGGAGAUGUUCCGAAUAUCACGGCUGGUUUUAAUAGUUCAAGAUCAAGGUUUUGCUCUAGGAACUCUUUGGACAAGAACUUAGUGAAAGGGAAAAUAAUAUUAUGUGAUGGGAUAUCGACUGGAGAAACUGAAAUGUUGGCUGGUGCUGUUGGGUCCAUCAUGACAUAUCCAUAUUUUGACACUGUGUUAUCAUAUCCUUUGCCUGUUAGUGUUGUAAACUCGGAACAAGCAGCAACUAUAUCUCGCUACAUACAAUCAACAAGAAAUGCAACUGCUCUAAUAUUGAAGAGUGAAGUUGUCAAGAAUGCGUCUGCUCCAUAUGUUGCCUCUUUCUCCGGAAGAGGUCCAAAUCCAAUACACCAAAACAUCCUCAAGCCAGACCUAACAGCUCCUGGGGUAAGAAUUCUAGCAGCAUGGCCACCUGUGGCUCCAAUUACCGAAGUAGAAGGAGACCGCAGAGCUGUUUCUUUCAAUAUUGUUUCAGGGACUUCAAUGGCAUGCCCACACGUCAGUGGUAUUGCUGCUUAUAUCAAAACCUUUAACCCGACAUGGUCUCCUUCAGCCAUUAAGUCGGCUCUCAUGACAACAGCUUCUGCUAUGAGUGACAAGAUCAAUACAGAUGCUGAAUUUGCAUAUGGAGCUGGCAAUUUGAAUCCAUUGGCGGCUAUAAAACCUGGGCUGGUAUAUGAGGCUGUGGAAGUGGAUUAUCUGAGUUUUUUGUGCCUGGAAGGCUACACCAGCCAACAUAUUAGAAGCCUCACUGGGGACAACAGUAGUAGCUGCUCUCAGCUCAUGGAGCAAACUAAAGAUUUAAACCACCCUACUUUUGUCAUCCCAACACUGCGCAACAGAUUCAUUGAUUCAAGUUUUAAUAGGACUGUCACCAAUGUCGGCUCUGCAACAUCAACAUAUAGAUCUUUCAUAACAAGACCGCUUGUUAGUGGUUUGAGGAUACAGGUUGAGCCCAAUGUUUUACGGUUCGAACAACUUGGGCAAAAGCUGUCUUUUAAGGUGUCUGUGCAGGGAAUUAUAAGGAGGUUAGACAACCCAAUUGUUUCUGGUGCUUUGACAUGGGAUGAUGGAGUGCAUCAAGUGAGGAGCCCCAUCGUUGUGCAUGUUCCAUGA